UAGUAUAAAUACUGUGAUAUAUCAAUAAAAAAAUAUGAGUCUUAAGAAGUUGUCCAAAGUAUCGGCCAAAAGUUCUACGAAACAUUCAUAAUGAAAUUCUUUGCUUUCUUCGCUGUAGCCAUCUUGGCUUUGAGUGUUUCGGCUAAUAGCCUAGAAUUGCGCGAGGAACACAACAAAAUCUAUUUGGAACAUAACAUCAAGGAAUACAUCAAUGAUUUCGCCGUCUUCUUUGAACGUUUCUACGAAUAUGUUAACGAGUUCUUCUUGCAAUUCUUUAAAGGAUUCUUCGAAACUUUUAGUCAAGUUUUCCCCACCGAAUUAAGUGAAGCUUUCAUGGAAAUUUUUAGAAAGUGGCCCGCUUUCGACAAGGUGUUCACUAAGGAAUUCUUUCAUGCUAUCGGGGAAUUUUUCCAUACUGUCUUCACCUACUUUAUGCCUCAUCAAUUCUUCACCGUCAUUGAGAACACUCUCAAGUCUUUACCUACGUUUACUGAAUUCUUCCCAAAGGAAUUCUUCCCUACUAUUGGUAAUUUCUUGGAACAUGUGCCAUACUGCAGAGAAUUCUUGCAACAAUGGUACAUGAUUAUGCAACAAUUGACUGCUCAUGGACGCCAAUUGUAAAUUGUGUUGAAUGUGAUCACAUGAUAAAAUGUUUUGCUUAAAUCAAAUUGUUAAUUAAUUUAUAAUAAAAUAUUUUUUUAGAAAAAAUUUCAAAAUUU
Glossina fuscipes is the source of this 719-nucleotide messenger RNA. RefSeq lists its product as uncharacterized. The transcript is spliced from 2 exons. The record is from RefSeq and is a predicted model, not a curated record. The coding region runs from base 91 to 621 and encodes 176 amino acids. Lineage: Eukaryota; Metazoa; Arthropoda; Insecta; Diptera; Glossinidae.